Molecule: messenger RNA, 2061 nt
Organism: Clonostachys rhizophaga
Lineage: Eukaryota; Fungi; Ascomycota; Sordariomycetes; Hypocreales; Bionectriaceae
Source: the annotation of a GenBank genome assembly
AUGCAGAGCACGUUCUCGCAUGUCCCUUCGCAGCCCCCACAGUCUCCCCCACAAGCCGAAGAUGCUGUUCCGAUCCAGGAGCAGGCGACCUGGAUGGCCUUUGGAGCCAGCAGUACCCUUCCAUCGGCAGACGAUGUCAAUACAAUCGGCAGUCGCGGUAGCAAGGCCGGGAAGCGCCCUGCGGCUCGGGCAACUGCCUUCUACCCGCGAAAGCGAGCCAACACGGCAUGUCAGGUGUGCAGGGCCCGCAAGACCAAGUGCGACAGCGCCAUCCCAUCGUGUUCCUACUGCGUCAGCGUUGGUGCAACCUGCAUCCAGUCGCCGGUAGACCUGUCUAGCUUUGAUCCCGCGAGCAUCAAGAUCCUCGGGCGACUUGAUGAUCUGGAACGAAUCCUCAAAGACCUGCCGGCGGCUGUCAAGGAGAAUGAAUCGUCACCACGAGCCUCUACUUCAGAGCAGCAACCGCCGAGUGCCACCUCUGCGACCCCCACCUCUGCUACCACAUACCCGGAUCCCGAACCGCUCUGCGCAUGGUCUCACGCGAACCAUGGCCGCGCCUUUCGGCCUGCGCAACAGAUGUCCACGUCCACCGCCGCGGGUCCAGGUGAUGUGGGCUUGCGCACCUGUAACGUGCUGCCUCAACGCGUCGACCACAUCCUCUCAUGGCCCAUGUUCAGGACGGAGAUGGAAGGCUUAGACGGAGUGGGGGUUGAUGCCGUCGCCAAUCGCGGGUUCAAGCCGUGGUCAGGGGGGACACCAUCUCUUCUAAGUCUUCUGGAAUCGGACGCUGGGCAGAUAAACCGACUGCUAGACAACUUCUUCACAUACGUUCACGGCAGUAAUCCGAUUCUCGACGAGCCUAGCACACGCCGACUGGUCAAAGAGACGAUAGGAGACGGGCUAGAUUGGUCCUCGUCCUCGUGUUUGACCUUGAUCAUCUGUGCCCUGGGCUGUAUAGCGACGCCCUUUGGCCCCGGCGGGGUGAUGAGGCCAACGGCUCACACCGACUCCCAAGUGCUCUUCGAGGCAUCUCAAAAGCGGAUCGGCUCUUUGCUGGUCAAGAAUGAUCUCACUACGGCGCAAUGUCUAUUCCUUUCGGGCGUCUACAUGAUGUACAUGUUCGAGCCCGUCUACAGCUGGAGGUUUUUCCUGCAGGCAUUGGCAAUCUGCCAGACGUUACCGUCCAUCGUCGAGGCCCGACGACUAGGCUCUACGCCUGCGACGCCGCCAGCUUCGCAUGAGCUCGGCAAUAGGUACACACAGGAACAGGCUGUCUACUGGUCUUCGUGGAAGUCGGAGCGAGAGCUACGCGUUGAGCUCUCCUUACCCGACUUUGAGAGUCGUGAUUUGGGUAUCACGUUAUAUCCGCCAUUCUUUCCUACACCGCCAAUCUCAAAUGAGGAUGCCUUUGACAAGUCCGAGGCGGAGGCGUCAAGAGCCCGCGAAGCAUGGCUAUUCUACCUUGCGGAUAUUUCUUUGCGGCGUCUGACUAGUCGUAUGUGCAGCGCCAUGCUCGAUCUAGAGAGAGCUGCGCCUUCAAACACGGAGUUUUUGAUGGCUCUGCUCAAGAUGAUCCCCGACUACGAAUUUCAAGCACGUCAGUGGCGGGAUAACCUUCCCGAGGAGCUAUCUCUUGCUGGGUCUAUUGAGACAGACAACAUCAACCAAUUUGUCCUCCGCGGCAAGAUGUUGAACUUUUUCGAGAUCAUCUACUGGCCUUUUGUGGUCGGGAGUCUCAGCCGCUUGUUUGCGAGCAUUCCGGUACCUCCCGACUUCCACGAUAUAGUCACUCGCGGGCUAGACACACAAUUGAUGCAGAUACGCAUCAACGAGACGGGCUUCAUGUACAGGCAUCAUGGCUGUUUCUUCAUGAUUAGAUCUUGCACCAGGAGUGCCCUCGUCUUGCUGGCUGCUUCCAAAGUGGGAGCUGUGGUGCCCAUGGAUUGGGAUUUGCAAGUGCUAAAGGUGGCCAGGAUGCAGUCAUACUGGGAGGAGGAAGAUGUGGAAGCGAAAACAUGGAGAUGCCUUAUUGAGCGGGAGCUAUCUGCUAUGUCGCGUUGA